GAAUGAAACUAAAACCACACGGAGACUUGUGUAGACAGCAUUUCUGAAGAAGAGAAACCGGAUGCCCAGCUAACACAGAAUUUCGAAGUGGAAGACUGACGGAGGUUGGCGCGAACAAUUUUCUGAUUUUGAGAAGUUGUUGCGAAAGAUAAUAAACGAACACCUGCAGGAUGGGUACCGAGCAACAUGGCAAGAAAGUCCAAUGCGUACUUUGUCAAACGUCCGAGGAAAAUCGGGCAACUGGACCGUUAUCAACGAAAGGUUCUGUCACCGCUCAUCAGAACUGCUUGCUGUAUUCAUCUGGGAUUAUUUGCCAGAAUUCGCCAGAGUUUGACGACUUGUUUGGUUUCUCUGUGGAAGAUGUCCUUAACGAGAUGAAAAGGGGAAACAGACUGAUUUGUUACAGAUGUAAGAAGAAGGGUGCCACGGUGGGAUGUGAGGUGAAACGCUGUAAGAAGUCCUACCACUACCCCUGCGCUGUGCGAGAUGGGGCCCAAAACGUUGAUAACCAUAGAGAAGAGAAGUUUACGUUGUACUGUCAGAAGCAUAAUCUGGAGUUCGCAGCAACCAACGGAACGGUGAGUAGAGCUUUGUCUUCCAACGGUGAUUCAGACACAGCGAUGAACAACAAUGGAGAAACAUCAGCCAAGCUGUUUUGUCUGGUCUGUGAGAGGAAAGAGGGAAGCAUCAGUCCUGAACACAUCGAUAGUGGCAUUGUCAAGUUGUAUUGUGAAAAGCAUAAACCACAGUCAUUGCAGAAAGAGCUGAAAGGACUUGAUGCAGUGGCAGGACCCUUAUCUUACUAUGGUGGCUCCAACAUGCCUACUAAACGACGGCAGAAACAAACACCCAAGAGACGGUUGAGCUGCUCUAGCACACUGCAAGUGGAAUCAUCAAAAAGGUCCAGAAAGGGGAGCAAGAGUAUUCAGGACAAUUUCUCAAAUGCAGAUGGAGAUGUGAAUGGAAUUGACAUGGAGUUCGCCCCUUUGGAGUCUGAUCUGGAAGACGGUGUGUUCUCUGAACACAGAAAUCAUGCUGAGGCUCUCACCACAGGAUGUCAGCCAGAACCUGAAAACAGAGACGAUAGCGAUGGAGACCAUACAGUCAUAGACUCAGAUGCUGAGUCUCAGAGUAUGUUGCUGCCUGUGACGCUAUGUAUGGCAUCUGAAGAACCCUCUCAGGACACAAACCUCUCAGUGCGCAGUUCUCAGCCGUGUUCUGCGGCUAGUCCUGGUUCACCUGUCCUCUCUGGUCGACACGGCAUCUCUCUCACACUUGGUCCCAUCUCAUCCGUCCACUCUGGUCCACUCAAUGUCACCAACACACCUACUCGUACCAGUCCACCAGUCUCACCCGUCCCCCCUGAUUGCUGUUUCACCCCUGUGUCCUCUCCACACUCUGUCUCCGAUCGUCCUCCGGCUGGGCCCGGAGGCCUGGGUUCACCUAUUGGUUCUGACUCUGCAGACAGCAGAGUGUUCUGGAGGAGGUGUAACGAAGCAGGCUGUACAGAGUCCAUCUUCACCACCUUCUUCUCUGACAUGGUCAGCAUCUCCAAUAGGAUCGUGUCGGAUAACGCCAGUCAGGAGGAUUAUGAUCUCUCUCUGAGAGUGAUGGAGGCUUCUGGGAAAUUAUCACAGAUGCUCUCAGAGCAGGAGAGAGAGUUUAAGAAGAAGCAAAUGGAGUUACAGAGAGCUACGGCAGCCAUAAGGGAUGCCAGGUCAGCCCUGAAGAGAUAAGCAGCCCUGACAGAUCAACUACAACCCCCAUAAUCCACCUUCCCUCAUUCAGUUCAUUAACAUCACAAGAUUUUAUGGGGUGCAUUAUGCAGCCAUAUUGAGAAUUUGAUUUCACAAUAGUUUAAGUAGUUCAACUUUCUUACCUUGUCAAUAUUAUAAUCCCCCCAAAAAGUACUGUUAUUGUUUAUACUGUAUGUUCAACCUCCGAGACCGAGAACCAAUUAUGAAACAAGAUUUUGCCAUUUUGCUUGCCAGUAACAAAAGGACGUUUUACCUUUAAACAAUAUAUAUUUUUAUGUAAAUAUAUAUUUCUAUAAAUAGAUCCCCAAAAGUGUUGCUAUUGUGUUGAUAGCUAGUAUACAAAUCAUUAGGAACACCUGCUCUUUCCAUGACAUAGACUGACCAGGUGGAUCCAGGUGAAAGCUAUGAUCCCUCAUUGAUGUCACAUGUUAAAUCCACUUCAAUCCGUGUUGGAAGGGGAGAAGACAGGUUAAAGAACGAUUGUGUGUGUGUGCCAUUCAGAGGGCGAAUGGACAAGACAAACGAUUUAAGUGCCUUUAAACGGGUAUGGUAGUAUGUGCCAAUCAUACUGGUUUGUGUCAAGAACUGCAGCACUGCUGGGUUUUUCACACUCAACAGUCUCCCGUGUGAAUCAAGAAUGGUCAACCACCCAAAUGACAGCCAGCUUUACACUACUAUGGAGUCAACAUGGGCCAACAUCCCUGUGAAACUCCUUCGACACAUUGUAGAGUCCAUGCCCUGACGAAUUGAGGCUGUUCAGAGAGCAACUCAAUAUUAAGGUGUUCCUAAUGUUUGGUAUACUCAGUGUGCUGCCAUCCUGUCAGAAGGUAACAGAUCAUUUUAUUACAAUGGUUAAGAUGGAUUUUCAUUGUGUUCCAUGGUGUUAUUCGCCCCCUAGUGGAGCUUUCUGGUACUUAGACUGUACGCAAACAGGAAGUAAAGAAUUCGUUCUGCACGCAUAGAAGCAGCUAAAAACAACGCAACGGUGCAGGUCUUUCAGUGUAGUUAUUUCUUGUCACGCUUCAGCCUCGGAAAAUAUUUGUUUGUAAGUCCGAUUCAAGCAUUUAGCUAGUGAUGAUAAUCGUGUUAUUGAUAGAGUUGCUUACAUAUCAAUGUUGGUUGUAUUUACUCACAGAAAUUGCAAUGAUUUUCAUGUAUGUCGUCAGCUGUAUUACUUUGCUCGUGCGUCAUGCAAACGAAUUGUAAAACAUACAAUACUGAAGUUUUGUUACUGUUUGUAGUGUAAUAUGCUUUGUUAUUCUACAGAGAUGGUUGUACAUUAUUAGAGUAAUGAAAGGAGUUAGCCAAUUACCAUAUGAGUAACAAUUCGCUACAUGGUUUGGCGUCAUGCCAGAUGCAUGGUACCCUCAGCACGUGUUUUGUAUUUUCAUGCAACUUCAAAUGUAUAAUGUACAUGUCGAUUUGAAUACUAAAGUAUAUUCCUUUUUGUAUUUUGCAGUUUCACAACAUAAACGUUUUCAAUAUAUUCAUUCAAGAAAAGUCACGCCUUGGGAGUUUAUUGAAGACUUAGUUGUUAGCUAUCUGUCUAGUUUUGCAUGGGAACGCAAUUCAAGGGCAGAAAACUCAGUGUAUAUUUGUAUGUGAAAUUGUUGCUUUGCGUAGUACCUCAAAGCAUUAAUUUCAAUCAUUUUUAUAUCCCGGCCUGAAAUUUUUAACGUCUUCUGUACUUAGAACUUCUUAUAAUCUACAUGAUUAGAGUUUAGUUAUUCAUAAAUCAUAUGGAUAGGAACAACUUGCAUGUGUCUAAUUGCUCAUCCACUUUUCUUUUAACUGCACUGUUACAUGUUUACACACGUUUUAUUCAUUCAGUAAUAAAUGAAGAACUAAACUUG
This is a messenger RNA of Salmo salar (Atlantic salmon), 3610 nucleotides long. The record is from RefSeq and is a predicted model, not a curated record. NCBI's taxonomy places the organism in Eukaryota, Metazoa, Chordata, Actinopteri, Salmoniformes, Salmonidae.